AUGUUUGCCGCCGCGGAGAGCAGGAAGCGCUCCCGACAAGACGACGAUGAGGGUCUCGGCUCAGAAGAUGCCCAUCUCGAGAAGCGCUCCCGCCCCACUGCGGAUCCAGCUGGAUAUGGAUUUCACGGCCACCACGAUUCUGUCCUAAGCACACCCUCAUCUCAGGUGCGAGAGCAGCCGAAGUAUGACAGCGACGAUGAGCUAUCCUCGAUGGUCUCCGAACCCGGAAGCCCCCAGGAUGUGUCGAUGUCGGGCGACGAGGAUAUGGACGGUGCUACCUUCUCCCAAUCACCUGAAGAAACCCGCAUGAUGCAGCCGCAAGCUCUUCGUCACUCUCCUUGGGGUCAGCGCGUGCAGACACAUCGAGUUCCAACCCCAACCGUGGCCAUGAGACCAGGUGCCCGCAGCGCGCAGCAGAAGACCGGCGUCCGCCACCACAUCCGAUCACGACAUCCACAAGAGUACAUCAGCUCUGAUCAUCUCGAAGUCCCAUCACCUAUCGACGAAGACGAGGUGCUGACGCCACCUUCAGCCGCCGAAGCCGCCGGGUCGCAAUUGUCCAUGCUCACUGUUAGUGACGUUGACAUGGACGAAGACGACUCAUCAGUGCCGACUAUCUCUAUUGACCCGGCGAGGCCAUCGAAUGUCCACACGAAUGUUGAUCUGAACAACGACCCAGACUCGGCUGUAGAUUUCGAGCCCAUGGACAACGGGCCAGACAACAUCGUCGUCAGGAAGCAGCGGCAACGAAGCGGUGCCCUUAGUAACGGCAACUCACCGGUACGAGCAGGACCAAGCAACCCAGGUGCAAGACGAGGCUUCAGCGUUGGGUUCAGAGCAGAUUGCGAGAAGUGCCGGAUGCGAGUGCCCGGCCACAUGAAUCACUUCAUAGCCUAA
Messenger RNA from Zasmidium cellare ATCC 36951, 897 nucleotides. RefSeq lists its product as uncharacterized. The transcript has 2 exons. Bases 1 to 897 code for a protein of 298 amino acids. The record is from RefSeq and is a predicted model, not a curated record. Lineage: Eukaryota; Fungi; Ascomycota; Dothideomycetes; Mycosphaerellales; Mycosphaerellaceae.